AUGAAGGCAACAGUCAUUUCUAUCUAUCUAUCUAUCUAUCUAUCUAUCUAUCUAUCUAUCUAUCUAUUAUUUAUACGAAGCUUCAUAUAUACCCUGAGCCAGUGGAGGUGGUCUACUAGGUCAGUGUGGCUCUUGGUUAGUGCUGGUGGUGCUGCUGCUUCUUUCUCCUCCUCCACUUUCUUUUCCCCUUUUUUCACCUCAUCUAGGAUCUCCUGCUCGGUCAGAGUCUCUAUCACGGGGGUGUCAUCUCCCUCCUCUACCUGGGACAACAAGUCGAUGUGUGAUGUCUGCAUCCAGGUGUUCCUCCAGCUGGUUCUGGGCUUUCCUCGAGCGCAGGUGUCUCCUCACAUUGGGGACGAAGUCCUUGAAGAACCAGUUCUUGAAGAUAUCAGUAGUCAUCCAGCUCCUCGCAGAGUUGGAAUACAUCACCGAGAAGGUGGCCAUAUUCACCUGCUGGAAGCACCUAGGGGACCGGAACUUCUCCAUUGCCAAGUGCUUCAAAGAGGCUCGUCUCAUCUGCGUUGUACAGCUGCUCCUUGGCUAAGGCCUCCGCUUCCAGGAACUCCCUCAGCUGUUCAGGCUGAUCUCUGCUCCCCCUGGAUCUUCACUGUUCUUAUACCGUGCCUCUUCUGGAAUCGCUGGAGCCACCCCUUGCUGGUCAUGAAGUCUCCCUUAUCCUCACCUUCAUAG
This is a messenger RNA of Acanthosepion pharaonis, 690 nucleotides long. The record is from the annotation of a GenBank genome assembly. NCBI's taxonomy places the organism in Eukaryota, Metazoa, Mollusca, Cephalopoda, Sepiida, Sepiidae.